AUGGAGAAGGUUGAGCCCACCAUGUCAACCGUCCAGCCCGCCGAUGCCAAAUCGUCCACCGAGGUCGGCCAGGUCAUUGACCUGCCAGGGCCAACGGGCGGGAAACAUCACCAGCAUGAUCUGACCAAAGAAGACAUCGCCGCCGAGCUGGCCGACGUGUUCGAGGGCGGCGACGGCUACACCGCUCGCGAAGUAUGGCGCCUGCGAUGGAAGCUGGACCUUCGCCUGAUCCCCAUUCUCUGGUUCAAUGUCCUCCUGCCCGCCAUGGACAAGGUCAGCCACGCCACCGCCGCGCUCUACGGCCUGAAGACGGACUUGAACCUCGUCGGCAACCAGUAUUCGUGGAUUGGCAGUAUCUUCUACUUCGGCUACCUGGUCUGGUGUUUUCCAUCUGGCUCGCUGCUCCAGAAGCUGCCCAUUGCCAAAACCAUGUCGGUCGCCAUGAUGCUGUGGGGCAUCUUGCUGAUCGGAUCCGGCUUCGUCAAGACCUUCUCUCAGCUGAUGGCCUGUCGAUUCCUGCUCGGCUUGUUGGAAGCCCCCAUCGUGCCCGGCAACAUGUUGAUCUUGUCCAUGUGGUACACACGACCGGAGCAAGCCCUGCGCUACGGACUCAUGUAUACUGGUCUUUCCACCUGUUUCACCGGUCCCAUUGGCUACGCCAUCGGAGCCAUCAAAACCACCCACUUUCACAUCUGGCAGAGCUUCUUCUGGAUCUGCGGAUCCAUGACAUUCGCCUACGGGAUCGUGGUGGGCAUCUUCCUCCCCGACAACCCGGUCUCAGCCAAAUUUCUCAAAGAGAGGGAAAAGGCCAUUGCAAUUGACCGCGUCCGAGUCAAUCAGACGGGUAUCGAAAACAAGACUUUCAAGAAGGAACAGUUCAUCGAAGCCCUCCUCGACAUCCGCGUGUGGCUCAUGUUCCUCUUCAACAUCUGGAUCAGCAUUCCCAACGGCGGGCUCACCAACUUCUCGCCUCUGAUCGUCAAAGGCCUGGGCUACAGCUCCCGCCGGGCUGCGCUCCUGACCAUUCCCAACGGGGUCGUCCAGACCUUCUCCAGCUACAUCUGCAACGGGGGUGUCUUCCUGGCCGCCAAGUACCUGCCCCAAUACCACCUCCGCGGCGUCGCCGUCAUGUUCGGCAUCAUCGUCGGCAUGAUCGCUGCCGUCUUCCUAUACACCCUCCCAUUGACCUCCUACCACAGCCGACUCGCGGCCAUGUACAUGUCCUUCUUCUAUCUGGGUCCAUACAUUGUCUGCCUGAGCCUGGUGGGCGCCAACACAGCGGGCCACACCAAAAAAGUCACCGUCAACGCGAUGAUGUUCAUCUCGUACUGCGUGAGCAACAUCAUCUCGCCUCAGUUCUUCAUCGCCGACCAAGCGCCCCUGUACCCACUCGGCACCGGCGCCAUUCUGGGCUCCUACGGGCUGUCCCUCAUCACCAUCGCCGUCUACAUGUUUCUAUGUUACUGGGAGAACAAGCGCCGUGACGCUCGCGACGCCGCCGCCGGCGCCGUCGUCCAUCCCGACACGGAUUUCAAGGAUCUGACUGAUAAACAAAACCUGGCCUUUCCUUCUGACUCUGCUCAACAGCACUUCCGAUAUGUUUGGUAA
Capronia epimyces CBS 606.96 is the source of this 1608-nucleotide messenger RNA. RefSeq lists its product as uncharacterized. The record is from RefSeq and is a predicted model, not a curated record. The coding region runs from base 1 to 1608 and encodes 535 amino acids. Gene Ontology annotation, molecular function: transmembrane transporter activity. Gene Ontology annotation, cellular component: membrane. The transcript is spliced from 7 exons. Gene Ontology annotation, biological process: transmembrane transport. Lineage: Eukaryota; Fungi; Ascomycota; Eurotiomycetes; Chaetothyriales; Herpotrichiellaceae.